AGGUAAUUGUCGUACGUUAUGUACAAUCGUACAGUCUGCUAUGUGCUACUGUUGUGGUAGUGUGGGACCGAUGACCGUGUGUUUCGGUGCGUGGCUUGUUUAUAUCUCAGUUGAGUGUAGCUCGCUCUGGAGAGUGUAGUUUUCGUAGUAACUAUUAUCAUAUUCUGUGUGAGUUUAGUAACAGCAAAAUGGGAACAGUCAACGAAGAUUUACGAAGAGAAAGGGAUAAAUGCACCUUCGACAUCACCGAGUUGACAACGCUCUUCGAUGGUGGCAAAGACAAAAUGCUAGAGCGAAAGGAAAGAGAGGAAUUGAUGGUUAGUAAAAGAGAAUUUGAACAGGGUGUGUGUGAAGAUCUGUUAAGUCACAAGGGCAAGUACGAGGAGUGCAUGAGGAAGUCAAUUAUAACUUUCGGACACAUUCGCCAGAUGCAACGGGAGGGGAAGAUCAAAAUCACCGAUUACAAAGAUGUGCUCGAUUGUCUCCUGGGAUCUGGCAACACCAGGGACGGAUCACCCCUCGCGCUGCACUACAUGAUGUUCAUGCCCGCCAUAUUAUCACUAGCUACCACAGAACAGCAGGAAUACUGGCUGAGCAAGGCUUGGGACUGCAAAAUCAUCGGUAGUUACGCUCAGACGGAGUUGGGUCACGGGACUUUCAUUCGUGGAUUAGAGACCAUAGCCACAUACGACGCCACAACUAAAGAAUUUGUGCUUCACAGUCCAACUAUUACCUCGUACAAAUGGUGGCCAGGAGGAAUCGGCCAUACCGCUAAUUACUCCAUCGUGGUUGCCCAGCUGUACACCAAGGGCGAGUGCCACGGGAUCCACUGGUUCAUGGUCCAGGUCAGGGAUGAGGAAACCCAUGAAACCUUGCCCGGCAUCAAACUAGGGGACAUCGGGCCAAAAAUGGGCUUGCAACCCGUUAACAACGGGUUCUUAGGAUUUGAACACGUCAGAAUUCCCAGAAGCCAUAUGCUGAUGAAACACGCACAGGUUUUGGAGGAUGGAACAUACGUUAAAUCAUCUAAUCAGAAACUUUUGUACGCGGCCAUGGUGUUCGUGAGGGUGCUGAUCCUAAGCGACAUGGUGAACCAUCUGUCGAAGGCUGUCACCAUAGCCACGCGCUAUUCUGCUGUGCGCCGACAGACACCGGUUAUAAAAGGGGGGCCAGAACUGCAAAUAUUGGAUUACGCAACUCAUCAGCAUAAACUCUUCAUAAAUAUAGCUUCGACUUAUGCCAUCAGAAUAGUGGCCAACAAGCAGUGGGAGAUUUACUACAAGGUCAACGACGAAGUGGCUAAUGGAAACUGUACGAGGUUGGCGGAGCUCCACGCGCUAGCAUGCUGCCUGAAGGCAGUUGGUACAUCGGAUGCUGCGAGCGGCGUGGAACGCAUGCGGCGCGCGUGCGGCGGACAAGGGUACCUGCAGUCCUCGUACCUGCCGCAGCUGGGGGCUUUCACCGCCGCCGCCUGCACCUACGAGGGGGACAAUACCGUGCUGCUACUGCAGACCGCCAGGUUCCUUGUAAAAACAUGGCAGCAGAUUGAUAGCAGCUCCCUGACUCCGACGGUGUCGUACAUGAAGCCUGCAUCGGCUGCACGAUACUUAGAUCGAUGGGAGAACAGCGUGGAAGGGAUCAUUCACGGCCUGCAAGUUGUAGCCGUCAAGAAGAUUGCCGGAUGCGUCACUGUGAUGGAAAAAAGAGUACAGUCUGGUAUGGCGCUGGAGGACGCAUGGAAUAUGACCUCUGUACAGCUGGAGGCAGCAGCUGAGGCCCAUUGUAGAGUGAUACUAGUGACGUUCUUCUUCGAAGGCAUCUCCGAGUGGUUGGCUAAAGCCUCGCCUCCACUGCGACACGUGUUGCAGCUGUUGCUGGAGCUAUACGCUGUCUACUGGGCCCUAGAGAAAAUGGUGGAUUUGAUGAAGUACACGUGCAUAAGUGGCGACGAUGCGGAAGCUUUGCAGUCGCGUUACGAGCAGCUUUUAUCAUCGCUGCGGCCACACGCUGUGCCGCUAGUAGACGCGCUAGGCAUCAGAGACGAGCUGCUGCAGUCAACGUUGGGGGCUUACGACGGUCAAGUGUACGAGCGGCUCAUGCAGGAAGCUCUCAAGAGUCCCCUCAACGAAGACAGAGUCAACCAAACAUUCCACAAGUACCUGAAGCCGUUCAUGAAGGGGAAACUGUGAUGGUUGAAGCAUCAGACACACUGGGACUGAUUCUGUCAAGAUUCUGUAAACUAGUGGUUCUUAACCUUUAAGUGUCGCCGCACACUGGCCACACGCCACAGCCACAAACGCCGCUUCGAGAAGCUAGAAGCGGCUACUAAAGUGGCUGCAGCGCGCGACAGCGGCCGACUAAGGUAAGGGAGAGAGGGGUGGGGAAUCGCGCGAGUGACGUGUGGCGGCGAUUUGUAUCGGCGCGUUAAGUACGCGCGAUUAGUACGAGUACCGGAGCGGGCCAUAAGAACCGAGCAACGACGAUUUGUAGCAUGUGGCGGCCACCGGCGUACCGUGUGGCGAGUCCAUAUAAAAUGUAUGAAAACUACAAGAAAUAUGCCGCUGGCGACGUUUUGUGGUUGUAGUCGGUGGCCCGUGUGCGGCGACACUAAGUGACGAGGGACCAUUUGUCAAAAGGACAAUAGAUAAAAGACACCCAGGUCCGCCAACAAUAUAAUUAGUAUGAAUCGAUAUCGAAAAGAUCUAUGAAAAAUUGGUAUUUUUUAUUACGACACCGUAAAAAAAUAUCCUGCUACUCGAAAUAUAUGACACAUGGCAUAUUAAAGUAGGUAUGUAAAUAAAAUCAUUUAAAAGUACCUUCAUUUUUAUUUAGUAACCAUAAUAAUAUGCCAUAUCUUGCUUUACAACCAGAUAUACGACAAAGCCAGCCGAUCCUGCGCUUGCAUUUACUGAGACACCUCAAAACGGUGUACGUGUAAUGGUAGCCAUACACACUACAAGAAAUCGUUACGAUCAGACUGUACAGUUCGAACGGAACAGUUUAUCGUACGUGGCGAACGUAUGGGAAACUGUGCAGUUUUAUA
Molecule: messenger RNA, 3043 nt
Organism: Chilo suppressalis (striped riceborer)
Lineage: Eukaryota; Metazoa; Arthropoda; Insecta; Lepidoptera; Crambidae
Source: the annotation of a GenBank genome assembly